Messenger RNA from Octopus sinensis (East Asian common octopus), 1047 nucleotides. RefSeq lists its product as uncharacterized. The transcript has a single exon. The coding region runs from base 1 to 1047 and encodes 348 amino acids. Lineage: Eukaryota; Metazoa; Mollusca; Cephalopoda; Octopoda; Octopodidae. The record is from RefSeq and is a predicted model, not a curated record.
AUGCGGAUUGGGGAAAUGGUGGAGGACUGUCCUGUCUCCUUUCUCUUCCUGGCAUUCCAAUGCUGCCAAAUAGACCCCGACCGACGGUUUUCCUUCCCACAAAUCAGUCUCCGUCUCGAGUCCACGUUGAUUGACUACAUCAACUACGGACUCACCGUCGAACAUGCCACAUGCACCAACAAACCGUGGAUGUCCCUCAACGACCUUUCCUCCUUUUCUGAACAGGACUGUCUUGGUUCAGAACUCGACUUGCCUUCGUUGGCUGAGGUGGUCCCCGAAUGUGAGGAUCUGCGGACAAUGUCCCCACGCGAGGUCGGACAAGCCAUGACUCAUCUCGACCCUCACUACACCUCCCACGGACUUGGUGUCGACUCCAUUCUGUCCCUUAUGGCCAUGUCCUCCAAUCGAGCACAACUGUCGGCAGUCCACAGUACUGAGGAGAGUCAAUCCACUCGUCCGAGUGAGUCCAAUACCGACCACUGCCCUCCCUCCCACCGUCGCACUCAUUCCCUACCCUACACGCAAGUCCAACUGAAGAAACUGGCAGACCGCAGUCUGUGUAGUCUGCCUUCCGAUCGGAACUUGAAGAUGAAGUCGGACAAUCGAGGGGAGGUGCCCAGACUGAUAUCGAGGACACUCAUUCACGAAAUGCACAACCACGCAAUCACACUCCCAAUGGCCAUCGUCAAUUGCAAGGAUACUUCUGUCGAUUCUGCCUGCACUUCUGUCUCAAUUCGUCGUGCUCAGUUCGCCAACAAGUCCAUAUCGGACAUUCAAAGGAAACACGCCUUCGCAAUCGAAAACGACUUUUUCCAAAAGUUUAUGAGCAAUUGCAGUUCCAGCUCAAUUUAUUCUUCUUUCGACAGUCAGUCGGAUGUGCAAGCAGACAAAUGCAAGUUCUAUCGGUUCAUGAGGAGAUACCUCACCGCCUGUCUAAAUUCUCAAAACACUUUCACAAACACUGACAGGAGAAUUAUCUUUACUCCUGAAACUCUCAAAAGAAUGAGAGACGCGAGGGAACUUUUUAAAUCUCUUCAAAAUGAUUGA